AUGGGCAACCCUAACUGCUGCAGCGUUGCUGCCUCGCUGAUCCUUGAUCACCAGAACGAGCAACCUCAAUGUCCCCUACCUUUUUGUGCAUUGAUCUUCAUCUGUGGCGGGCUGCCUCUACCCAUUCUCGCCAGCUGGGGCCUACCCAUCUCAGCCGCUGCUUGGGAGGUCCACGAACGCACUGCGCAUGAGCUCUGGGAGCAAGCAGGAGCGGUAGAGAGCAUUCUGACAGCUUGCCAGGCUAGACUCGACGCAGUGCAAGCUUGGCCUACGGCGAACAGGCUGUUCGCCGAUCCAGAAAGCAAAAAUCUCUGCACCCCGGCCGCCAUUGACCCGCACAACGUCUUUAGACUGGGCCUGACUUGA
Aspergillus nidulans FGSC A4 is the source of this 366-nucleotide messenger RNA. RefSeq lists its product as uncharacterized. The transcript is spliced from 2 exons. The record is from RefSeq and is a predicted model, not a curated record. Bases 1 to 366 code for a protein of 121 amino acids. Lineage: Eukaryota; Fungi; Ascomycota; Eurotiomycetes; Eurotiales; Aspergillaceae.